Messenger RNA from Loa loa (African eye worm), 177 nucleotides. RefSeq lists its product as hypothetical. Bases 1 to 177 code for a protein of 58 amino acids. Lineage: Eukaryota; Metazoa; Nematoda; Chromadorea; Rhabditida; Onchocercidae. The transcript has a single exon. The record is from RefSeq and is a predicted model, not a curated record.
AUGAACAACAACAACAACAACAAUAACAAACAACAACAACAACAAACAAUAACAACAACAGGUAACACCACAACGAUAACAACAACAACAACAAUGAUAACAACAACGACAGCAACAACAACAACAACAACAAUAAGCAAAAGACAAACAAUAAAGGUAAAGGAAAACGAAGGAUGA